Entamoeba invadens IP1 is the source of this 2229-nucleotide messenger RNA. RefSeq lists its product as hypothetical. NCBI's taxonomy places the organism in Eukaryota, Evosea, Mastigamoebida, Endamoebidae. The record is from RefSeq and is a predicted model, not a curated record. The transcript has a single exon. Bases 1 to 2229 code for a protein of 742 amino acids.
AUGGACGGUGGACAAGAUAAUCUGACAGGAACUGAGUUGCUUUCAAGUUCCGAAAAUCAAAGCGAGAAUCAAAGCAAAAAUUCAAACAAUAGUUUUAGUGACGAAGAUAAUAGUUUAGAUGAAUCAGAAGAAACGAGUGAAAAUAGUUUGAGUGACGACAACGAUCCCGAAAAAGAUGUGAUUGGGAAACAAAAUGCGGACUUAAUCUCAAGUGCGAAUUUUGAUGAAAACAAUUAUUCAUUAGAUAAAUUAAUAGUUAUUUAUAAAACUGCGUAUAGCUAUUCGUUGCGCUCAUUUUAUGAGAUGUUUCAAUCUAUACGGAAAGAGACGGACCGAGUGAAUAUAGAAAACAAACGAUUAAAUGUUUUAAACAAUAAACUGAUGGACGUUCAUUUAAAUUCCAAAGAUAUUAUUUCCGAAUUACAAGAAGUGAAUGAACGCCACAAAAUUGAAUAUGAAAAAAUGUUAAUAAAAUAUGAAGACGAGCAAAAAAAUCACACAAAAACGUUAAAAGAACUGAACGAAUUGAAGCAAAGUGAAUUUUUUUCAAAUCGGAGUGCUUCUGUGAUUGCUUCCCUUCAAAUCUCAAUUGAAAAUGGCAAAUUAAAAACCGUUGAAUUAGUUGAUUCUUUUGACAAAACGAAAGACGAUGCUCUCGAGAUUGCAGUAUUAGAAAAGACUGUCGACGAGUCGAAUAAAAAGUAUCAGAAGCUCUUAGAUGAGAAGAAUGCAUUAGUUCUUUUGAAUAGUUCCCAACUAGUAAAUGUGACCGAGAAGCACCACGACGAGAUUUUGAAUUUGACCUCAAUGUUGUCACUUGCUCAGAGUAAAGUUGUUGACCUUGAAAAGAAGUUAUCACUCGUUUCAAGUCUCCCGCAGCAGCCAAUUCAAACUCUUCAUCAAAAACUCGACCGCCCCGACAAACAAUCGUUGAAGUCUGACUUCCAUUUGUCUCAAAAUGGAAGCAAAGGAUUAGAAAAGAGUACCAAUAUAACACAGGUAGUACCUUUGAAUACCCCAAUAACUCCAACUCAACCAAAUGAGACCAAAUUUGAGAAGAAGACCUUUGUGAUCUCGCCAAAGCCUUUAAUUCCCCCAAAGCAUCGGCCCACCCCCUCGUUCUCUGAAGUCACCAAACUGUCACGCGAGUCCUUAAAUCUGAUGCAAUCAACCAAUUCGACUCAAAUCGCUCCAAUCACGCCUUUUGAACUCCCCAUAUUGAAGAAGGGGAAGAGUUAUAAAUACAAUAAGAGGAGUGCCAUCUACAAGAGUAAAGAAGUGAUUAACACUGUGAUGACCUGUGCCGAUGACUUCUACGUCUUAAAAGAGUGUGAGAAAGGGAGCGAGUUACUUAAAAUGACUAAAGGGAAGACUGAUGUGACUGUCGAGAAGAGUGAGAGUCUCAUGGAGUGUUGUGGAUAUCGCGAUGGGGUGGUUCUUUAUCGUGAUGGGGAUGUCUUAGUGUAUUCAGGGUACUUCUCGCGGAUCCUCAGUCGUGAGAAGGUCUUUGGUUUUAAUGGGUUCAUAGCAAGUGCUGUGGAUGUGUACUAUUUGUGUGAGAAAGGUCAUGUGAAGAAGGUGGGUGUCGCGUCACAGGAUGUCGGGGAAGUUUCGAUGGACGAGUUAGGGUUUGACCGGCGGAUGUAUGGAAACUAUAUCUUUUCUAUUAAGAACCAGCGGAUUGUGCGGAGUUCGAUAAAGAGUAAAGAAGUGAUUGAAGAAAAAGGGAGUGAAGGGGUAUCGUGUUACACGUUAUGUGAAGAUAACAUAUUUGUGUCGAUGCCAAGGGUGUCACAGAUAGGAGUGAUGGAUUUGAGUUUAAAACGGAUUAAAAGUUUCCCUGUGAAUUUCACCCCAGUGAAGAUGGAAAGUUCCGGGAAAUAUGUGGUUUGUGUCGGGAAAGGGAAUUAUAGUAUCUUUGAUAAACAAGGUAACAAUUUCUAUAAUGUUACUAUACCUAUUAGUAUCAUCGAUGGGAUUGCUUUUGGCAGAAUGAGAAAGAAAGUCGAUUGUCGAAUCUUCAUCGUCAGUCUCAAAGAAGUCUUCGAGUUCGGGACUAAACUCAAAAGUCAUGAGAUGGGCGUGUCCUUUAAUCCCGGGGAAUGUGUUGUCUGUAAAGAAUUGUCUAUGGACAUCGAGUGUAUUCGAUGUCAUAAAAAAUACCAUAACAAGUGUUUCUUACACACAGUAAGUGAAGUCGAGCCGUGUUGUGCAGUAGAUGACUGUUGA